UGCCAUUCAGAUGACAUGAAGCGGCUGCAGCUGUUGACUAACACAUGGUGAGGAAAGGAUGAAGCAGGGGAAGAUAAAAGAAAGAAGGAAAAUGGUGCCGAGGGAGGAUUAAUCGAAUCCAAGAGAUCUCUGACGUCCGCUGGAACACGAGCAGAUCCUUCCUCCUCUCUGUCUCUCUGUUCCUCUCACUCGAAACCGGACGGAGCGUUUAUAAUUGCAUUUAAGACAAACCCUAAAGUCGGGAAGUAGACGCAAGACGAGGUGGGAAAAGGGAGAGACUUUCCCUUCAAUCUUGUUUGAGGUGCCACUUUCUGGACUGGCGUUGCGAUGUCUUCGUUGUCGGAGUCGGUGUUGCGAUUCGACUACAGGUUGCAGCGGGCGAAGUGGGAAAGAUUAGCGUGAGGGAAGUUGCAGGCGAGGAAAGAUCAGAUAUUCAGCUGCUUUGGUGAUCCUUAGUUUUCAUUCCUGAAGAAAGAUCUAGCCUUGUUUCCACGUUGGUUUGAUUUUUUUUUUCUUUGGGCAUUUGGAUAAUCACUGGUUUCUCUUCCUUUCGGGUUGCUAUUUUUGGCUUGGAUAGCGAGGAAAGAUUUGGUGGAUUUUAGUUUAUAUUUCUUUGUAUAAGAUUCGCUUGUUCGGGAGUUAGUUGAAUGGACUAAUCCAUUUACCUUGGCUCUUCCACCACUUGGAAUUCAUCGUCUUGCCAUAUGUUUGAAGCGAAGGUUGUUUCCUCUCCUUCUUCGUUUACACAUCUGCAGUGUGAAAUCUGUAGAAUCGUCCCGAUUUAAGCAUCAUUUUUAAGGCUCCGUUUGGCAUCUUAAACCAUGGUGCCACCAGGGUCUUCGAAUUCCAUUGGCGGGGCUCAGUCUGUUAACCCCUCCCUUCUCCGUUCAAAUUCUGGCUUGCUUGGAGGAUCCCAGUCAGCUUCAGUCCCAUCUCAGUCUCCUUUCUCUUCUCUGGUCUCCCCUCGGACCCAGUUAAACAGUAACAGCUUGCUUGGUAAUGUAACAAAUAUCCCACCACUUAGCAAUUCAUUCGGGAAUGGAGGGCCUAUUGGUGGACUUUCUUCAGCACCAACGAGUGUCCAGCAGCGUGCUGGAUUUGGUGCUGUUGAUACAGUUGGCUCAGCCGAGCUUAAUCCUAUGCCAUUCACAUCUUCGUCAGGUCAAGGACAGGGACAACAACAAUGUUUCCAAAACCUUUCAACCAACCAACUUGGUGCAAAUCAACCGCAGGCUAAAAUGGAUGCAAUGCAGAAUUUCCAGCAGCAGAUCUCUCUUCCUCAAAAUCAGCAGCAGCUUCUUCGGGGAGGAUUGAGUAAUGUGGGUCACAUGGUGCCUGUUAAGAUGGAGCCACAGAUGGGGCCUGUUAAGUUGGAGCCUGUUAAAUUGGAGCCUCAAAUGGGACCUAAUAAUCAGAUUGGGUCAUCACAACAAUUACAGACAUUAUGUGGCAUUGGUGCAGUAAAAAUGGAGCCGCAACAAUUACAAUCCCUGAGAAGCUUAGGCACUGUUAAAAUGGAAAAUCAACAUUCAGAUACAUCAAUGUUUCUGCAACAUCAGCAGCAGCAGCAGAUUUUGCAGCUAUCAAGGCAGAACACUCAGGUUGCUGCAGCAGCUGCACAAAUGAAUUACUUGCAGCAACAAAGGAUUUUGCAGUUGCAGAAACAGCAACAACAGCAGCGGCAGCAACAGCAGCAGCGGCAGCAACAGCAGCAGCAGCAGCAGCAGCAGCAGCAACAACAACAACAACAACAACAACAACAAAUUGUUAAGAACCUCUCUCAGCAACGAAAUCACGAACGAGCAUUAACUCUAUAUUUACUCCGGCGAUCUCUUUGCGGAUCGUUGCAGGGCUCCGAGAAUGGGCAGCGAGGAGGAGACGAAGAAGCGGCUUUCCGUCAACCUUCCAUCCAAGCUCAAGAUCCUGCUUCUGUGGCGUCGACCAAUUUGGUCACCGUCUACCUCUGCUCCGGCGGAGGCGCCGCCAGCCCGCUCGACGGCGCUCUGUUCCUGGAGCUCAACGCGACGCAGCGGAAACUCGCGGAUAGCCAAGUAGAGCUGGUGCAGCUCCAGAAUCGGCUCGCCACCGCGAGCGGCCUCCUCGAGAACCUCCUCGGCGCCCAACGGCACGGAGAUCGGGGGAGGGAGGAGGAGGAGGAUUGGCCGGAGGAACUGAAGCUGGCCGUGGGCCCUCACAAGCUUCCUCUGGGUCGUAGCGGAAACCUCGGCACUGACGAGCUGUUCCCGGCGAUGGGCUCUGCCUGCCGGCGGUUCCGAGAGGAGCUGACCCGGUACAUGACGUACGAGGUGGGGAAGCAGUGCCCCUCCGACGCCGCCUUUGCGCAGCGCCUGAUGCUGAAGGGCUGCGAGCCGCUUCCGCGGCGGCGCUGCCACCCGCCGUAUCCGAAGGGGUAAAUUUCCCCCAAAUGGGAGACUAUUUUUUAUCCCCUGUUAAUCCUCUGUUUCCGCCAUUACAGGUAUGUGGAACCGGCGGCGCUUCCGGAGAGCCUAUGGACGA
Messenger RNA from Zingiber officinale, 2517 nucleotides. RefSeq names its product transcriptional corepressor SEUSS-like. The coding region runs from base 822 to 2414 and encodes 530 amino acids. NCBI's taxonomy places the organism in Eukaryota, Viridiplantae, Streptophyta, Magnoliopsida, Zingiberales, Zingiberaceae. The transcript is spliced from 3 exons. The record is from RefSeq and is a predicted model, not a curated record.